AUGCCGGUUCAGCUCCACGAAGAAAUUUCCGUUGGGGUACGUGUCCACCACUGGAUCAGUUCUUUCCUUCCCCGCAGCGGCGAAUUGGAAUAUCACGCGGACCUCUUUGAUGUAUGCAGCGACACCAUUGGGGCCAAAGCGGAACUUGGCGACAAUCAGGCUGUAAAGGUCGUCAUCGUCAAGCGCGAACUCAACAAAGGGCAGGGACAGCCCCCAAGUAUCGGCAUUGGACGAGCAUCAACUUUCAGUAUGAGAGCUAAACGUGAGCCUCCACCCGCAAUGGGGAGAGGCUUUCAGCGAAAUUUGGCGAAUGAAAGACGACAUGUAGUAGAUGCUCAAUCCGUACCUACUAAGUUUAUAGCCAGACCGAAGCGUUCUGGAGAGGCCCAGACGCAACCCUGCUCGUCUAGUUCCGACAAGAAGAUCAUUAGUGGAACCAAGAACAUUGCCGACGAGAUUGGCACAAUAUUGAAGCUCCAUUGCCUUCAUUCGACAUUCCCCAAGCGGGAAAGAGCAAAUGGGACAUGA
Molecule: messenger RNA, 528 nt
Organism: Mytilinidion resinicola
Lineage: Eukaryota; Fungi; Ascomycota; Dothideomycetes; Mytilinidiales; Mytilinidiaceae
Exons: 1
Coding region: 1-528 (175 amino acids)
Source: RefSeq, a predicted model, not a curated record